Messenger RNA from Magallana angulata, 14873 nucleotides. Its product is annotated as probable E3 ubiquitin-protein ligase HECTD4. NCBI's taxonomy places the organism in Eukaryota, Metazoa, Mollusca, Bivalvia, Ostreida, Ostreidae. Gene Ontology annotation, molecular function: ubiquitin-protein transferase activity. The transcript has 67 exons. The coding region runs from base 111 to 13085 and encodes 4324 amino acids. The record is from RefSeq and is a predicted model, not a curated record.
GAUUGUAUUUUCAUUUUCAUGCAGAAGUCAAUACAGGAAUAUAUUUAGAAAUUUGUAAUUUCCAGGCAAUGCAGUUUUGAGAAUUUUCACUCGUAGACAUUGUUAAAACAAUGUCUGGGAGUUUGCAAGACAACUGCCAAUGGUUGUCUGUCACAGAGGAAACACUGUUUUUGCAUGAUGGUUUGAUAAGAGUGACAGAUUUGGUGGAACUUCCCCGAGACGUCAAUAGUUCUCAUGAAGUGGAUAACGAAGUUAUAAGCUUUGAUCUGAAAAACCCAAAAGAGCUCAGUAACCGACUUCUUGCAGUCUGUGGGACGCAGAACAAUGCAUAUACCAAAUUAUUAGAAUAUCGUUUGAAUGCAUUGAGGGGAUAUUGGAAUGCUCAAAGACAGGUUGUCCUUGAUGAACAAAAUGAAAGAGAGGCGAACAACAGCGAAGAAACUCUUGCCAUAUUGAAAAAACAAGGAUUAUACAAAGAACCGGAGCAGGCAUCUUUCUCUACGAGGAUAAGUGUACUUUUAGUUAUACCUUUGCUUCAAUCUCAGAGCCGUAUAGACUCCAGUUUAUGUGGUGUUACUUCAGAACUUCUUCUAAAUUGUCUCAGGGAUUGUGCCCCGCUAAGUUUAUCCAAAGAACCUGGAGACUGUUUAAGAGGACUUGAAAAUCUAUUGUGCAGUUGGCUGGGAGAAAACACAAGUGAUGAAAAUGUAAAAGUUGAAGAAGAUCAGCACCAAAGAGAAAAUAUUGCAUCAGCUUUGGUUGCAUUAGCUUGUGCAAGGGGGCACUUAAAAACACUUAUUCAUGUUGUCCACCUUUUGCAAAACCUUCCGAACCUUGAGUCCCUACAUACAAGUGAUGUUCUUGGGAAACUCUUGGAGACAGAAGGGGGGCCUGGGCAACCAACAGCUGUAUUGGGAAGUAAGCACAUAUUGUGCUGGGGAUUUGAAGAUCUACUGAGUACACCCGACAAAGAAAAUGUAGCAGUCCCUGCCAGUGAGAAAGAUAAAGAAAAACAAGUUGAAUCUGAGAUUGGCAGAAGCCUUGCAUGUGAUGGGGUAUUUCUAUACACCACAAACUCCCAGGGAAAGAAUCUGGCCAAGAUUGGAUCAGGACUUCAUGGAACUCUUAGAGGCUAUGUCUAUAGCAGGAACUUAGAACUUGGCCCUGGAAAGGUUGCAUAUGGAAAUAAACUUCUCAUCUACCGACCCUCAGCAUUUGAUAAUGAAGCUGAGAACUCAAAUUUUUGUCAGAUAAUAGACCCAAGCUCACUAAAGCCAAUUAAAACCUUGCUUACACCUCAUGGUUUCAAAAAUGAAGGGGCACAAACAACGAUUGGAUUUUGUUCGGAUGGACGUUUCUUCUUUUGGAUUUGGGUGCCCAUCCUUCCUGGUGAUAAAAGUGCCAAAGGAAUUCCUGUAUACCUCGAGAUGUUUGACAUUGAUGAAGAAAAGGGAGCUAUAAUCCCAACACAGCCACAGAUCACACUGAUCAAGAAAGAUGACGCCGGUGCUAAAAGCUUGAACGAGAGCUUCCUGUCCAAACUCCGUCCAUUCCGGGGCAGUACCUCAGCAGCCACACUUGUAGCUUUAACGGGAGGGGAUCCAUUGUCCACCAAGAAAGAGGAGCCAGCAUCAGGAGCGGUGGGCAGUACCUCCUGCUCUGUUUCCCUGAAGAACCUGAUCAGGAGCCCCAUGUUCUGUGAUGGCAGUACGCUAGUGAUACUAACCAGUCCGGCGGGGACCAGCACCAGCACUUCCGCAACACGUUCACUGUUUGGGGGCACGCUAUCUGGACUCAGAUUACUUGCCAGUAACAUGUGUUUCAAUGUGGAGACAGGACAAUUCAACACCAGAUCGGACCUAAGUGAUGCCCCUACCUGUGCCCUUGGUAGAGGGGCCCCCCUACAGGGACUGGGGGUGUGUUUUGAUGUGAGGAACAAUAUGAUAUGGAUGUGUAGCAACGACUGGGUGGACCAGUUCUUUAAUCCAGGUCACCAGUCUCCCCAUCAUAUCCACAGAAGGUUAAAGGUCACAGAUGAGGUCAUCCUACCACCAGAGGACAUGGUUCCAACCUCCAUAGCAGUACGCUGUAUCCUACAGCAUGUGGGCAGUAUGUGCCUCCACCAAAUUAACAAUGACUUGCUACAUAGCCCCCUGGGUAACUGCAUUGUACAGCAGCAUUCUGUGGACAUCGCUCAGUUAAGACGAAUCUAUGACAUCCUGCAGAAAGCCAUGUCAAUCAAGGAUGAUCAGACCAUUAUCUGUACCCUGGUGGUGAUGCAGUUAUUACUGAAAAUAAGCCUGUUCAAACUUGAGAGACCAGCAGAAAUUCAAAUUCUGAAAGAAACAAGAGAACUUCUGUGGAAGUUACUGACAAGCUGCAAUACAGAGUUCAAGGACACCCAGAUUCUGGAGGAGGCGUGUCAAGUUAUCAUGGUCGGGUUACCCGUGCUGUACCCCUCAAACACAGACAAAAGCCAGCUGCUUCAGACUCUGCUCUUUGAUGGGAGAAACAAUGAAGCCUUGCAGAUGUUGAGGGACCUUAUUCUGGUGGACUUUGCUGAUAAACUCAGAGCACAGGCCGUGGAAAAGGAAGAGUCAAGAUACCUGAGAUUAACAGACAGUUUGGUGAACCACAUUUUACAAAUCACUAUCCAGGAAUCCAGUAAACUUCUGAGUGAUGCUGCCAAUCUGAACAAGAACAACUUUGAGGAGAUGCUCUCCUCCUUGCCCAUUGCCUCCCCUUGCCUUCGAUACAUGAUGGCGCUGCAGUCUCAUCUGUUAAGAGAAGCUGUCUUGUUUAAACAGGAGGAAAAUUCUUCACCUGAAAGGAGUAAAUAUCUCCAGGAAAUAUUAAUGUCAGUUGUCCAGUUAGCAUCAAGAGUAUUUUCCGGGUCUUGUGAGGUAUUGGAGGUUCUGCUAGCAACCUGUAACAAUGUCAUCCAUAAUUUCAAAGAAGAGAGAGAGGGACAUCUUCAGGGACUGGAGCGUAUCGCCAAGUCAACCAUUCUGGGACACCUCCUCCCCGUGCUCCUGACGGCCAUGAACCAUGUGAAUCUUCAUUGUCUCCCCUUGGCAGAUGAACUGAUGCCAAAACUUGUGAAUUUGGUUGUGCUUUCCAGUCAGGCUGCCUUGCUCCUGAAGAGUCAGGUGGAGGCUGUGAUGCAGGAUGACCUAGAUUCUGACACUGAUACACACGUGAUGGAGCUAAUGGCCCCCACAGUGGAUAUUGAUGACAUGUCCAGUGAUGACACAGAAGAACAAGGGUUUUUAGCCGGACUUAAGAUUCCCGCCCCCUGGUCCUCGGGGAAGACGGUGGAGAGCAUACACCCUGUGAGGGACAACUACAGGUUUAAGGAGACUGUACACAUCCCCGGGGCCAGGUGUCUGUAUCUUAGGUUUGACCCCAGGAGCUCCUCCCAGUAUGACUAUGACAAGCUGGUGAUAUUUGCUGGCCCGACCACAAACUCUAAGAGAGUUCUGGAGUAUGGAGGGAAUACCUAUGGAUUUGGAAGUAGGAGUGUCCUAGGAUCAGGCUGGCCAAAGGACUUAGUCAAGGUGGAUGGAGACACUGUGACCUUCUCCUUUGAGAUGAGGAGUGGGCGUGAACACAACACACCUGACAAAGCCAUGUGGGGCUUCCUGGUCACCGUCAGAGCCCAGGAAUCCACUGAGGAGGUGUCUAGUGGACUUCCCUUCCUGGCUGAUCUGGCCCUAGGUCUUUCCGUCCUAGGAUGUACCAUGUUACAGCUUUUGUACAAAGGCCCUGAGAAAUCUCUACAGGAGGUCAACUGUCAGCACCUUCUCAAAUCCAAGCUUUUACAAAGGUGUGUGUGGCAGUCUGGCACAGAUCCUAGUGCCCUACUUGAUAGCCCCUCUUCCCCUGAGGAUAACGAUGACUCCUCACUAGCCAGGAUUAGACUCUCGAUGGAAAUUCUACAGAAUCUUAGGAAGCUGUGCAGAAGACAGGUCCCUCAGCUUAGACCGAGCAUCAGGGAUGUGAUUAACCCCGAUGAUCUGGAGGAGAGAGUUGUGUCCACUGUGCUGAAGCACCUGUCUCUACAGGAGACCGUGUUCAAACUAGCCAAGGCUGAGAACCAGCAAACGGAGGAGUUCAUAUUACUAAGGGCUGUCAUACAGGAAGUUUACUCAAAAAUAGACUCGCUGCUACGGCAGCUUCAGACUCUAGCAGAACUGGAACAGAGAUGGCACAAUGAAGUACUUGAUCAGAAAGAGGGAAAUACCACCAUCCCUCCUUUUUUCUGUGAUUUCCAUUUACAAGAGGUACAUACAAAAGGAAAGGAGCUUGCCAUGUUAUGCUUUGUGAAGGAGGUCACAAUGGACUCUGAUAGUGAGAGGGCUGUUAAAAACUUAAGAGAGAAAUUUGAUGAUGAUGUCAGCAAUGAGACUUUCUCCUCAUCGAAAUCUCUCAUGCCUCGGACCCAACACAUUAUGAAGGGCCUCAGAGCUAGACUGGACCUACUUCUGCAGGUCACCAUAGCCCCAGGGGAGGGAAUUCAUGUGGCCCGAUCAGUCUCCAACAAUCAAGAAAGUGUGAUGGGGAUAAUGGUGAGGUCAGACACAGACGUCCUGUCACAGAUCACCCGGAGUAUAUCCGUUCCCACUGGAGUGGAGAGUUUCCAGGACGACUCCAUCCUGGAUAUCACCAUCAAACAGAGGAAAAGAAAGACCCAUCGUAGGACCCCGUCUAGUGUACUACAGGACCUAGUGGAGGGGGAGGGUAGAGACAAACCCCCUCACAUAAUUCUCAUCGAGCAGUUGUUUUCCUUUAUUGGAAGCAAUCCUGAAAAAGCUAUCUCCCCAAAUGACUUCCUGGCAGCAGCAGCAAUACGGCUGAAGAGAGGAAACACACGUAAACAAGCACUGAUUCACAUGAAGGAAUUAUUGACGGCGGCCACUAAAGUGGGCGGAGCCACUCACCUCGUGGCAGCUGUCACCUCUGUCCUACAGUCAGGACCAUGUGUGGAGGAGCUGACCUGUGGAGGGAUGGUGCCACAAGUGAGGGAAGCCUUCGCCGAGACCAUGACUGCUGUGGUACAGCUGGCCAAUAAGUACCCCAUUGCCUGCUCCAACAGUAUCGGACUCCUGUGUACUAUACCAUACACCAGGGCUGAGGAGAAAUGCCUGGUUCGGUCCGGACUGGUUCAUCUUUUGGACAAGUUGUGUAGUCUAGCCAAUCUGAGGUCUGACACCUCAGACACCCAGUCUGUCAAUCAGAAAGUUUCCACCAUGGCGUGGGCAGGGUUUCAGGUCCUGGCUAAUCGCUGUGUCAUGUGGGAGACAGAAGAUGGAAGCCAGAUAGAGGAGUUGGAACACUCGGGCCUGGCCCGUCAGGUGUCAGUACUACUGACCAAUCAUCUUGCCCGAGCCACGGAGUGUAUCGGUAAUGAGGCGGCCGGCACUGAGGCGCUACAGGAUGUCCUGAGUCUGUUGAACACACUGGCACGCAGUAGGAUGGGGAGGGCCAUACUGAGUCAGCCAGCAUGUGUGUCCAAACUCCUGUCAUUGUUACUGGAUCAGAGACCCUCUCCCAAACUUGUCCUGAUCAUCCUACAGCUGUGCCGGGUAGCUCUGCCCCUGAUGAACACAGCUGACUGCGAGCAGGUGGAACUCCCUGUGUGGGGGCAGCACCUGACCAAUACUCACUGGAACACCUCCGAGCCCAUCACCGACCCACCUGCCAAAAUCGUCAGCCUCCUUCUUGCCAAGCUGGGAGACUUCCUUGUUCCAGGUGAUUAUGCCACCUUAGUAAGUCGACGCCCCUCUGUAGACUUGUCACAGGGAACAAAGUCAGCGGACAAAGAGAAGUCAGAAGAAUCCGACAUCCAGGCAGGAAAACUAUCCGUAUUUAUCCACAAGCGAGAGGAUCAGUUAUCUCAUGAAGUCAUUCAACCCCUGCUGGGAUCUGACAACAGACCAUUCAGAAUUGGAGGAGGUGCAAACAUGGAAAGAGUGGUUCGCAUGGACCGAGAAAUGACAAAGCUUGGUAAGGCAGAGGUUACAACAGAAGAUGCCAUAACAGCCUUGAAAAAGGCAGCCAAGUGGGCACAGAUGGGCUUAGUUGUGUCUACUGGCCCACCUGUAGAGAGUGGACAGGCAGACACACCCACCGGAGACAAGAAGAAUGUCAGGAAACAACCAGUGGACGUUGUGUGUAGGGAGAAAAAUACAGAACUAGCCAGAACUGACCCAAUCAGACCAUUUAUAAGUGGACAUGUAGCAAACAACAUGGCUGCCGAGGUGAUAGCCCUACUCCACGGUCUGCUGAGUGCCCCCGAGACCCACUCCGCCCAGUCAUGGUCAGAGGCUGUGCAGAGGGUGUUACACAACUCGCUGUCCUGCCUGCCCCUCCUGCUGGCCUCCUUGGACACCCUGUCCUCCCCCCGCUGUAACAACAGGCAGCUCAUGUCCAUGUCCAAGAUGGCCAACGCUGCACUCUGUGCCCUGGGAGGAUUCACAGAGAUGAUCAAACCAGGCUGUGAGGUCAAGAUGCUGGGGCCUGGAAUAGAUGACAGCCAGGGGACAGUGCUUAGUGUGUCAGAACAGACCGGGAUGGUCAGUAUACAGCUCGACCCUGAGGGUGGUGAGGAUCGGCACCCCCGCUACAGUGACACCAUUCAGGUCCCCAUCACCAGGGUCAUGCCAGUCAGGAACGAGAUCUAUAAAUCCACCAACGUACCAGUCACAGAUUCUCUGGUCAUGGCCAUCAAAGCCAUCCUCCUCCCCCAGGACGACGGAACCUGUCCCCUCCAACAGAACCUGCCCCUCAACGGGGAUGGCAACAGCCUGAGUAACCAGAUGUCCCGAGUGGUGGCCGAGCUCCAGACUCGAGCCUGCAUGGUGCUCGCUCAGUAUCUACAGGACAUCGAGUUCACCAAGGAGUUCAUUCAGCAUUGUGGAUGUACCAUUGAUAUACUGAAGUCACUGGCCAAAGAUUGUAAUUCAGGAGACAGACAAGCAGUGGUUGAGACCCAUUGUGACAGACUGAGAUUACUCUACAGAGACUGUGCUAAACCCCCUCCCCCACCUAGCAAACUAGACAGCCGAGCUAACCAGGAAAUGAUGUUGGAUGCCAAUAGAUCCUUUCCCCCUGUGCGGGCCUCAGUGUUUUCCCAGGCGAUGACAGGAGUUACUUUCCUUGGAGAUCCCAGCACAGGAAGUGGACUCCCUCGAGGAACCAUGAUUUAUGCCAACCAACCAAUCCCUCAACAGGCACCUGCUUUCUACUGGGAGCUGGAGAUCUGUUCCUUUGGGGACAGCCAGGAAGAGAGUGGGGCCGUCAUCUCCUUCGGAUUUGCCCCCUCAGCAGACAAAAAGGACGGGGCCUGGACCAACCCUGUAGGAACCUGCCUGUUCUUAAACAAUGGCAAGGCUGUUCACUACAAUGGAGCCAGUCUGCUGCAGUGGAGGAGUGUACGACUAGACGUAGCCCUCAAUGCUGGGGAUGUGGCUGGAAUAGGGUGGGAGAGGACUGGGGAAUCCCCAGUCCAGGGACAGACUCCCAGGGGCAGGGUCUACUUCACAUACAAUGGGCGUCGCCUCAAUGCCUACAUGGAUGAUGUGUCAGGCGGGAUGUUUCCAGUGGUUCACAUACAGAAGAAGAAUACAAGGAUCAGAGCGAACUUUGGAACGAGGCCCUUUGCCUUCGCCGAGGGACAGCAGCACAAGGAGGCAGCUGAUGCAGCCAAUGACCUGACCCGGGAGAUAAGGGAAAGCUUUGGGCACCUGCCAUUCCACCCUCAUUCAGACAGUGAGAAUGAGGGCAGCCCUCAGCCCAGCCCCGACAGCAGCUCCCCUGAGGAGAUCCAGGCCCCUAAAGGACCCCCUUGUAAAACGGCUACCAUUCCCAAACCUCAGAGUGCUUACAGCCCAGAUGACUGCCUGAACUUCAAGCUCUUCAGUUGCUAUGACAACUUUGUGACUACUGGUCCAGACCCUCGAGGACCGGUCCUACAGGAUGACGAGUCGGAUGAGGAAGUGCAGGAGGAGGACAAUGGAUCCGAGGACCACUACGCCCUCCUGGUGAAGGCCUGGGAACAGAAGGUGUUCCCUGUCAUCAGGAGGAGGUUCAGAAAUGAGGCGCAGAGGAAAGACGGACUGGAGCAGAUCAGAGGAGCCCUACAGCUAGGCAUGACAGAUAUAGCCAGACAAACUGUGGAGUUUUUAUAUGAAGAGAAUGGAGGAAUUCCAAGAGACCUCCAUCUGCCGACCAUAGAAAACAUCAAGGAGGACCUAGCAAAGUUCACCAUAGAGAAAGUGAGGAAAGGCACCACUGUGGUGAUCAGGAACACUGCCGAGACCUCCACCGCCGGCGCCACUGUGCUACCCAAAUUUGCUGUCCGCAGUAUGCUCAAAACAUUUGGUCUGACCGGAAAUGUUCUGGAUGUAGACAAUUCCAACGAGAUUGUACAAGUUGAGGUAUAUUUGAGAAGUGAGGGGGUGCUAGUGCGGUUUUGGUAUCCCAUAGAGAUGCUAGAGAGGCCCCCACAGGGUCUGAGGAAAUCAAGCAUCACAGGAGGACAGAUCCUGGACACCUCCAAUAUCUUCAUUCACAGAGAAUUGUUAUGCUGUGAGUCUGUGUUGGCAAAGAUGUACUGCAGAACAGCCCUACUGAAGCUGAUCGACCACUGCAACUCCCCGGCGAUGGAGAUUGUGUCCUGUUCUGCCAGCAGUCUGGGCUCUGGAAUGGCCGCCAGUGCUGCUCUACUACAGCUGCUGGACAUUGAGAACCUACAGCUCUUGUCCAAUGAACUCCUGUGCCCCCCACAGUCCCAUGGAACUGUCAUGGCAACAUCACUCACCACUGCCUCCUCAUUGGACAAGUGCUUAGCCAAUCAAAUGUGUUCUUUGACUAAGCUCUUGUAUAGAGACGAAGACAAAUUGAAGAGAGAGUUAGCUGUGGCAAUAGCGAGGGCUGCCAAUCAAGGAGAGGAUUACUUGAUUGAGUUGACGACUCAAAUCUGUUUAUGCUUUCAGACUGCUCCAGAAAUGUUUCCUUAUGAGGAAUUUCCUGUCAAUGAGGUCAAGGUUAACACUGACCUUCACUUCCCCGGGGCGGGCUGUCUGGUGGUGUCCUGUAAAACCGACCCAAAAGCCGCCAAAAAAGAUACAUCUUUGUACAAGUCUCCAUGGGCCAGAGUGUUUUCCUACACGGGACAUAGAAUAAAGAAAACAGGAAGUGCUGUCAAAUUGGAGGUGGUCUGUUACCCCCGGGACACUACCUCCACCAGUAACCAGAAUGAACAGUACACCCCCGCCAUCAUCCCCACCGACAGGGUCCACAUCCGACUGGGCGUGUCCCCUCCCCCAGGUAUCAUCCUAACCAUCCACGCCCUACCCCCACAGUUUCUGCUGGCAGUGGCCUACAUAGAGACUCUUAUCACUGAGAAGUAUGGCUGUGGAACCCGAAGCUGUGGGUCGAGGGAGAGCUGUAAGAUGUCGGACAGUCAGCUAGCAUUCCAGAGCAAGGAUAUCCAUGAUAGUCUGUGGAGCGUGGAUAACAUAGUGAUCUCUCCACCCGUGUUCCGCCACAUGAUUGAGCUACUCUGCAGACAUUUAUGGAUGACCAAUACCCCUGCCAUCAUCAAAGAGUACCUAUUCCACCUGUUGGCUCAGUCCCUGAGAAUCCUACACUACAGUGAGGGCUGUAACAGCAGCAAGCUGCCCACUCUGAACCCCCACCUCAACCCCUCCACAGGCCUGCUGGUACAGCUACAGGCCGAACUCCGCCGACUGUACGAGGAGGAAACCAAAGAUUGGCCCUCAGGAACCUUAGUCAGUGGAUCAGGCAUUGGAAUAGGAGUGUCAAACAAAGGUCGAUUUUCAACUUAUUUCCAUGCUCUAAUGGAGGUCAACCUAGCCGUAGCAGAGCUGAGGUAUGAGGACUACUUCAAGCCUCCUCCCAGCCUCACAGCUCCAUCAUCUUCAAACACCACGCUGGAGACCGCCUCAUCCUCCUCUCUUCAGACACUCAGCAGUCCCACUUCUUCAGCAAAGAGGAAGAAGCUGAAAGCGAAGAGAGAUAAAGAAAGAGGAGGAGCUGUGCCGAAGAGGACCACAACUCAGAGGACCAGUGAGAGCGACUCCUCAGUGUCUGUCAGCUCUGUGUCCUCGACAGAAGUGGUGCCUACUCCUCCCUCCUCCUCUACUACAGCUGCUGCUGCUGCCUCCUCCUCAUCAUCGGGAGCUUCCAUGGCGACAGCAGCCAGUGAACCUGGUAAAGGGGAUCCCAGUGGCACCAAUGUGAAAAUGGAGGACAUCCUGUGGCUACACAGAGCUGUGACAGUGUCCAAAAUUCUUAGGUGCUUGGGAUUCAAGGAAAAACAUGGAAGACGUUUUCUGAAUGAUGCAAUAUCUGAUGCAGCAAAGCUGUUGACAACUCCGUCGGUAGCAAGCCGCAUGCUGGUGAUAACAGGAAUCCCUCCAAACCUGUCCCCAGACACAGUGAAACAAGCCAUCAGAGCCUCAUGCAAUGCUAAUGGAGGUUUAGAAAGGGAUGAGAUCUUUCUACCAGAGCUGGAUGUCCCUUCUGAAGUCCAGCAGUUGCCAUCAGAGCCAUCAGAUCAAGAGUCUGCUGGAGCAUCUACAGAACAAGUGGAAAACAAGCCAGAGGAAACUCCUACCAAGCAUAUCAAAGGUUAUGCUGUCAUUAAUGUCCUAUCCAAAGCCAAGCUGGAGAAUGUAAAAAAGACCUUGUUCAAAAACAAAGUUCUGGUGAGCAGUUUGACCCAAGAUCAAGAAGAGGCUGGCGAUGUGCCAGAGGAAAUGUUGUCUGUAACCUCGGUCCUUCCGACCUUGGUGGGGGAACCUCACGCAAACACGGCCAUAGAGGAAUACCUCCAGUACAAGUUCUUCAGUGAUGAACAGCAGAAAGAAAUGGUGGACCCUGCAACCCUGGCUCUUACAGAAAUAUUCCACAGCUGUUUCAUAAUGGAGCACAAACAAGGGGGCAGUGAAGUUCGACACGAGUCUGGGUUUAUCUGUCUAGGGAAGGACCAGAUUCUGCAAAAUGUGCAAGAGAACUUGUUGUGUGUGUUCUUCAAUAACAUUAGGCCUCCAAAGAAAUCCCUGGCCGAGCAAACCAUGCAUAUCCUGCGACGUUAUGGGAUGUUGAAAUCACCUGAUAAAGAGUUAUCUCCUAGUGCAGAUAAACCUGGAAAAGGGAAACCAUCCAAGAAAUCUCCCAGAAGCUCCAAAGAGAAAGUGGUUCUUGGAGUUGUGGAGAAGGUAAACCAGAGAGACAAAAAGCCAAAAGGGAAAGAUUUUUCAGAGAAGAGUUCCAAAGAAGGUGCCACAUCAGACCCGGUAUCCACCAAAGGAGCCAAGCAAUCCUGGAUGCCAGAGGAGGCGAAAUAUCUGACCCUAGACGGAUUCCUCCAGUAUGUGAUGGAUUCUGCUAAACAAGACAUCCGCACUGUGUGGAGGGCCAUACUGGCAUGUGGAUUCGACAUCCACUUUGAAAGGUGUGCCUGUCUGGACAUGAGCCAGGCCUCACACAUGGCCAGUCAGUGGACCCCAGAGAUGGAUGCCGCCCUGGUCCUACACAUCAACUCCUUGUCCCGCAAACUGGCCAUCGCCACAGCACUGCUACACCCCCACGAAAUCCAAAUCUCAGAGGCAGUCCUCUCCAGUGAAAAGCUCAACUGUUUACAAGGUGUUCCACUGGAAAGCAUCCGGUUACGGUUUGCUCUGCUUCAGUCCCUCAACAAUACUCUGGAGACCUUCUACUUGCCCCUGGUGGAUCUCCGUCCGGCUCAAAUCUACAACCGGAGCACCGCAGCUCUACUGUCCAUGCUCAGGGGGCUGGUGUUCUACGACACCAAGAUAAACCUGAUGAACCGGGUCCUCAAUGCAACCGAACAAAGAAAACCGGAUCAGGCAGCUCCAGAAAUUACACUGGACCCUCUGGAGACCAUUCUCAAGGUGGAGAAGAGCUGCCUGGCUACGUGGCUAUGUCAGGCCUACAGACAGCUGCUGUCCAUUCCAUCGCGUCAGUUCUGUGUCAGACUGGCCAGUGGAGGUGAUCCAACCUACGCCUUUAAUGUCCGACUCACCGGAGAGGAAGUCCACGGAACUAGUGGCUCCUUCCGACAAUUUCUGUGGCAAGCUGCGAAGGAAAUCAGCGGUCCCUUGUUGCGACUUCUGAUUCCCUGUAACAACUCGGACAAGAAGGGUCGCUACAUCUUCCGACCUGGACCCAUGUCUUUCUCCGAGGAAAGGCUUCUUCAGUUCUUUGGACAAUUGCUAGGCAUCACGAUGCGAGCGGACAUCCCGCUAGGACUGGACAUGCUGGCCUGUGUGUGGAAGCUGUUGGUGGGGGCGGAGCUUGACCCGGUCACUGACCUCAAGGAGGCUGAUCUACUGACUUACAAUUACAUCAAAAAGAUAGAAAUGGUGGAAACGGAGUCGGAGUUGCAGGCCCUGUGUUCGGGGGUCUUCUCCCGCUUCGUAUACUCCUCCCUGGCAGGAGAAGAGGUGGAACUCAUCAACAAGGGGGGCACAGUGCAAGUCUGCUGGGAGAACAGACAGGAGUAUGUGGACGCCAUUAGAGGGCUGAGAUUCCAGGAACUGUUGUGUGAAGACAGAGUUAGGGCAGUGCAUUGUGGGAUAGCAUCCAUCAUUCCCUUUCAGCUCAUGGCGCUGAUGUCCCCAUUAGACCUAGAAAUCCGAACCAGUGGAUUACCUGUGGUGGAUCUUGAUUUUCUCAAGGCCCACACCAUGUAUCAGGUCGGACUGAUGGAGACGGACCAACACAUCCAAUUCUUCUGGAACACCUUGAGUGGGUUGAGUCAGGAGGACUUGGGGAAGUUCAUCAAGUUUGCUUGUAACCAGGAGAGGAUCCCCCAGACCUGUCCCUGCAGGGACGGUAAUGCCGACUCCAUGCACGUUCCACCCUACCCCAUGAAAAUUGCCCCUCCUGAUGGUGUGGGGCAGCCAGAUGAGCGCUACAUCCGGGUGGAGACCUGUAUGUUUAUGAUCAAACUCCCUCAGUACUCCAGUCAGGAGGUCAUGACUCAGCAGUUAAUGUAUGCCAUCAAUUGCCGGGAGGACCCACUCAGUGGCUAGACACCUCCACCACUCAAAACCCUGGAUCCUAAUACAGACAUUAACUAUCAGUGGUUCUACACCCCACCACUCAAAACCUUGGAUCCUAAUAUAGACAUUAACUAUCAGUGGUUCUACACCUCCACCACUCAAAACCCUGGAUCCUAUUAGAUCUCAUUAUCAUAAACAUCAACUUUCAGUGGCUAGACAACUCCACCACUCAAAUUCCUGGAUCCUUUUAUAUCAUGGAUGUUGGUGGCUCCAUAUCUAUAACACUCAAACCCUGGAUCCUAUUGUAUCUUGUAAUUAUAUUACCGUGGGUGAUAUUCCACACUUUUAUCCCUCAAAACCUUAGCUGGAUCCUAUCAACUCAGACAAACAUCAGAUCGACUCAUCAUUAUCCUCUCCAUAUGAAGGAUUCUUAGUAUUCCUACUAUAUUUAUCAAUUGUUCACUGUAUGUGUGAUGUUAUGAAGAAAUGAAUACACCCAUUUGUAGUGGUUUGUUUGAUGUUUAUGCUAUAAAUGUAGCCGUUAAUAUUGUUGAUAGAGUUUCACUUGCACCGGUGUAUUUUAAUCGUUAAAGCAUUUAACCAAAUAUUGUGUGUUAUGGUGUUACAUGCAGUGUGUGCUUUUAACAUGAUUGUGCUGUUAUAUUAGUGCUAUGGAACGAUGUAGUGUUAAAAUGUGUGUUAUCUUUCACAGGCUGUAUAGAUGUAUUGAGGGCACAAACAAAGUAUUUCUUUUUCUUCUUUUUCUUUUUUUUUCUAAUGAUUUUUCAUUUAACAUCCUUAACUUUUUUUUUCACUUUAAAGGCAUAAUUGUGUAAGAAUAACCGGAGAGGGAUGACGAAAGUGCUAAUUGAUUUGCAAAAUGUGUAUCGAAGCACUAGAUGGUUGCAAGUUUGUAUAUACAUCUCUAUGUAACAAAAUAUAUUUCUUUGUAUAUGGAAGUUGAGAGAUAGUGGGAAGAUAUUUAACUAUUGAAAGGUUUUUGUUUUAAUAUGUAGGUGUAUAUAUUAAAUUUAUAUCUACCAGCUAGGAGAUGCAAAAAAUAAACAACAUAUGCCAUAUUGUGCAGGUGUGAUAUUAGUGUGUAUAUAUAGAAGUUUGUUAGACAUUUGUAGUUUGUUGUCAGCUAUUAAUUCUACAUAUUUGUUUCAUCUAUGCCACAGAAUUGCUCUAGUAGAUCUCAAUUUUUUUUUUUAAGUUUGUAAAAGCAUUUACAUACAGCUGUUUAAAAACUUUAAGUGAGUUUAGUCUGAAUUUUGGAAAUAUAGAAUAUUUAAAUCAAGCUGGUUUUAGCUGUGUAUUGUGUCAAUAAUUAAUCUUUUGAAGUCUACAAAUAAAUACAAGUACAUAUACAGUAAUGUGGUUUCAUCAAGAAUUGUGGACAUCAAUUUUUGUGAAUUGAGUAAAAUUUCAAUGUUUCACAAACUUGAGGAGUCUGAAACUUGAGUAAAACAAUAUCAUUUAUUGUCAAGAUGUAUGCUUUCAUUUUGAUAAGCAUUGACUCAACAGUGAAAUUCACAUAAAUUGGUGUUUAAAGAUUUAUGGUGAAACCACAAUAUGCACGUCAAAAAGGACUCCAUUUGAAUGGCUUGCUUGUGCAUAUUGUUUUGCAAAAGUGUUUCUUAAAUUUCUUUUCAACACAAGUGGUACAUGUAGGUGUCCUGAAAAUGAGCAAUUCCCUGCUCAUUGAAGUAAUUAUUUUAUCUAUAUGUGUCAGUACUACAUCACAUAAAAUGUGUAUGAUUUUAUUUAUUUUGUUCUUUUAUCUUACUGAAAAUAAACUACAAUUAAUGUAACAAG